Molecule: messenger RNA, 1110 nt
Organism: Staurois parvus
Lineage: Eukaryota; Metazoa; Chordata; Amphibia; Anura; Ranidae
Source: the annotation of a GenBank genome assembly
CCAGAACGCAGCAAAAUGCCCACCGAAUACCCAGCCUUCACCACCGAGCAGAAGAAGGAGCUCCAUGAGAUCGCACUGCGUAUCGUGGCUACCGGCAAGGGUAUCCUGGCUGCCGAUGAGUCCACAGGCAGCAUUGCUAAGCGUUUGAGCUCCAUUGGCGUAGAGAACACAGAGGAGAACCGCCGCUUCUACCGCCAGCUGCUCUUCACCGCUGACGACAGAGUCAACCCCUGCAUUGGUGGCGUCAUCCUCUUCCACGAGACUCUCUACCACAAGGCAGACAAUGGCAACCAGUUCACCAAGGUCAUCAAGGACAAAGGAGCCGUUGUAGGAAUCAAGGUUGACAAAGGUGUUGUCCCUCUGGCUGGAACCAACGGAGAGACCACAACACAGGGUCUGGAUGGCCUGUCUGAGCGCUGUGCCCAGUACAAGAAGGACGGCGCUGACUUCGCCAAGUGGCGUUGCGUGCUGAAGAUCUCCGACCACACCCCCUCUCGUCUCGCCAUCAUUGAGAAUGCCAACGUGCUUGCACGUUAUGCCAGCAUUUGCCAACAGAACGGUAUUGUCCCCAUUGUGGAGCCUGAGGUUCUUCCUGAUGGCGACCAUGAUCUGAGGAGGUGCCAGUACGUCACCGAGAAGGUCCUGGCUGCUGUGUACAAGGCCCUCAGUGACCACCACGUCUACCUGGAGGGAACUUUGCUCAAACCCAACAUGGUGACCCCCGGCCAUGCCUGCACCAAGAAGUACACCCCUGAGGAGGUUGCCAUCGCAACAGUCACCGCCCUGAGGCGCACCGUGCCACCCGCCGUCACCGGUGUCACCUUCCUGUCCGGAGGUCAGAGUGAGGAGGAGGCCACCGUUCACCUGAAUGCCAUCAACAAGUGCCCCCUGCUGAAGCCCUGGGCCCUGACCUUCUCUUACGGCCGCGCCCUCCAGGCCUCCGCCCUUAAAGCGUGGAGCGGAAAGAAGGAGAACGUCAAGAACGCCCAAGAAGAAUACACCAAGCGUGCACUGGCCAACAGCCUGGCGUGCCAAGGAAAGUACGUUUCCUCCGGUCAGGCUGGCGCAGCCGCAGGAGAGUCCCUCUUCGUCUCCAACCACGCCUACUAG